UUCAAAUCCAAGUUCUCUUUAUUUCAGACAAAACCCCAUUAAUCUCUGAGAUUUAGAUACUGUAAUAAUCCAAGUUCUCUUUCUUACAUGUUGAGUUGGAGAUGGCGAAUAAAGGAGCUAAUGCGGUUGUGUUGUUCGUGUUUAUGUUCUUCACUCUUGUUUUGUCCGAAUCCGACCAUGGCGAAGAACUCGAGCUGCUUUUGUCUUUCAAGUCUUCAAUAAUCCACGACCCUUCUGGUUUCUUGUUGAACUGGGAUCCCUCCGCCGCCACAUUUUGCCAAUGGCGCGGCGUCGGUUGCAACAAUAUGUCCCAUGUCGAAACACUCGAUGUUUCAGCAAAAAACCUGUAUGGGAUUUUGGUUUCCUCGUCGGUUUUCCGUUUACCGUUUGUGAAAACAGUAAAUCUCUCGAGCAAUCGCUUCUCCGGUGAAAUCCCACGGGAUAUCUUUUCUUCAACCUCUUCAAUUCGAUUCCUCAACAUGAGUAACAAUAAUUUCACUGGUAAAAUCCCAAGUGGUUUCAUUCCAGACCUUGAGGUUUUAGAUCUUUCAAACAAUAUGUUUUCCGGGAAAAUUCCGGAAGAAAUCGGAUUAUUCUCCGGCUUCAAGUUUCUUGAUCUUGGUGGGAAUGUUCUUUCCGGGAAAAUUCCGAUCUCGAUAACAAAUGUCACCGCUUUGGAAUACUUAACUUUGGCUUCGAACCAAUUAGUUGGCCAAAUUCCACAUGAAAUAAGCAAGAUGAUGAACUUGAAAUGGAUAUAUUUGGGCUACAACAAUCUUUCUGGGGAAAUUCCGAAAGAAAUUGGUGGUUUAACUUCGUUGUAUCAUCUUGAUCUUGUUUACAAUAACUUCACCGGCGAAAUCCCAUCUUCGAUCGGAAACCUCCGUGAUCUUAAGUAUCUUUUCCUUUAUCAAAAUAAGCUUACUGGAACAGUCCCGAACUCCAUUUUUGGUCUUGAAAAGCUUGUUUCUCUUGAUCUUAGUGAUAAUUCAUUAUCCGGUGAGAUCCCAGAGCUCAUAAUCCAGCUCCAAAACCUGGAGAUUCUUCAUCUGUUUGGCAACAGAUUUUCCGGAAAAAUCCCAAAUGCUUUAACUUCAUUGCCUCAUCUUCAAGUUCUUCAGCUUUGGUCCAAUAGAUUCUCCGGUGGGAUUCCUCGAAGCCUUGGACGACGUAAUAAUCUCACCGUCCUCGAUCUCUCCACCAAUAAUCUCACCGGUCGAAUACCCGACGGAGUUUGCAGUUCCGGUCGUCUUUUGAAGCUCAUUCUGUUCAAGAACAAGCUCGAAGGUGACAUUCCGAUGAAUUUAAGCACUUGCGCCAGUUUGCAGCGUGUUCGGCUUCAGAACAAUCAUCUCUCCUGUGAAUUAUCCUCAGUUUUCACAAAGCUGCCUUCGGUAUACUUCUUGGAUGUCUCGAACAACAAUCUUUACGGCGACAUAGGAGACCAAAUCUGGGACAUGCCGUCACUCGAGAUGUUGAGCUUGUCGGGAAACAGGUUUUCCGGGAAGUUGCCUCACUCAUUGAUCACCCCGAAGCUCGAGUUCUUGGACUUGUCUGGAAAUGAAUUUUCCGGGACUAUUCCUCCACGUUUCGGGACCUUACCGGAGUUAAUACAAUUAAGCUUAAGUGAAAACAAGCUGACAGGUGAAAUCCCAGAUGCAUUAUCUUCAUGCAAGAAGCUUGUGUAUUUAGACUUAAGCCAUAACCAACUAAUCGGCCAGAUCCCACCUUUUCUCACGGACAUGCCGGUUCUCGGCCAUCUUGACUUGUCAGAGAAUGAAUUAUCCGGUGAAGUUCCGGCGAAGUUGGGGAAAACGGAAUCAUUGGUUCAAGUGAAUAUCUCUCACAAUCAUUUAACCGGCGCUUUACCUUCAACCGGAGCCUUUCUAGUUAUAAACGAAAGUGCAGUUAUUGGCAAUGAUCUUUGCGGCGGCGGUUUGCCGCCAUGCAAGAAGCUUAAGAACCGAGCUUGGUGGGUUCUUAUUGCUUGCUCUCUCUCUUCUUUACUGUUCCUUGCCGUUGCUUCGUUUGGGUUUUUGUUCAUCAAUGGAAGAAACGAUUUGAAGCUGAAAAGAAUCGAAAAUGAAGAUGGAUCAAUCUGGGAAUUGCAGUUCUUCGAUUCCAUGGCUUCGAAAUCAGUAACGAUCCAUGAUAUUACACUUUCUGCAAAAGAUGAAGCCAUUUCAUUCAAAGGGAAGUCAUGGGUUUCAAAUGAUUUCCAAUUCAUCGUCAGCUCAAUUCCGUCAAGAUUUUGGUCUGAACUCACCGGAAUCGACAAGCUCCAGCACCCGAAUAUCGUUAAGUUGAUCGGAAAGUGCCGGUCGGAGAAGAGUGCGUAUUUGCUUUACGAGUACGUAGAAGGGAAACUUCUAAGUGAAAUCCUUCGCAAUUUAAGCUGGGAAAGGCGCCGGAAAAUUGUUAUCGGGAUCGCGAAAGCUCUACGGUUUCUUCAUUCUUAUUGUUCGCCGAGCGUACUCGUCGGAGAUAUGUCGCCGGAGAGAAUUAUCGUUGAUGCAAAAGAUGAACCUCGGCUACAAUUCAUCCUUCCUUGCACCGGAAACAAGCGCUUCUUUUCUUCCCCGUACAUUGCACCGGAAGCCAGAGAAAUCAAAGAGAUGAAUGAAAAGGCUGAUAUCUACGGCUUCGGACUAGUUAUGAUCGAAUUAUUAACGGGGAAAGCCCCAUCAUAUUCUGAACUUGGAACCACAGUUGAGUGGGCUCGUUAUUGCUACUCAGAUUGUCAUCUUGACACGUGGGUUGAUCCCAUCAUCAAAAACCAUGCAUCCAUCGACAACCACAACCAGAUCGUCGCCGCCAUGAAUCUCGCUCUCCAUUGCACGGCCGCUGACCACACGGCUCGGCCGUGCGCGGCCGACGUAACCAAAACCCUACAAUCCGUUUUCAGAACAAGCUAUGGUCUCCCGGGGCUUACGUUUCCUUCACAUGUUUAGGGUUUUCACAUUUUUUUCCCUGUUUUGUUUUUUUUGUUUUAGGUUGAUUUUCUUUUUGGUUUC
Messenger RNA from Hibiscus syriacus, 3014 nucleotides. Its product is annotated as probably inactive leucine-rich repeat receptor-like protein kinase At2g25790. Gene Ontology annotation, biological process: protein phosphorylation. Gene Ontology annotation, molecular function: protein binding; ATP binding; protein kinase activity. The transcript has 2 exons. The coding region runs from base 102 to 2951 and encodes 949 amino acids. The record is from RefSeq and is a predicted model, not a curated record. NCBI's taxonomy places the organism in Eukaryota, Viridiplantae, Streptophyta, Magnoliopsida, Malvales, Malvaceae. Gene Ontology annotation, cellular component: plasma membrane.